AUGAUAAGAUCAGUGUGUAUGAAUAGCCAAAUCGCCAGGAAGGCAUUGCUAAGGUCCUUUGCCACGAAAUCUUCAGUAGCCAACAAAGUGCGUAUUGUUGAAGUAGGACCCCGAGAUGGCUUACAAAAUGAACCAAAAAUAUUGCCCACCGAUGUAAAAAUAUCUCUUAUUGAUCAACUUUCCGAAACGGGAUUGCAAACUAUUGAAGCUACAAGUUUCGUCAGUCCAAAGUGGGUGCCGCAGAUGGGCGACAAUGCGCAAGUGCUACAGGGUAUACGUAAAGUGCCGGGUAUUGCAUAUCCGGUGCUUACUCCAAAUUUGAAAGGGUUCGAAAGUGCACUAAAGGCUGGAGCACAAGAAGUUGCAGUUUUUGGCGCUGCCUCGGAUGCCUUUUCCAAAAAAAAUGUUAAUUGUACUGCAUCUGAAAGUAUUGAACGUUUUAGACCCGUAUUGGAAGCUGCCAAAAAGCACGAUAUAAAGGUCCGCGGUUAUGUUUCAACGGUAGUCGGGUGUCCGUACCAAGGCCCAAUUAAACCGAAAGAUGUUGUGAAAGUUGUUGAGGCCCUGUAUGAUAUGGGUUGUUAUGAGAUUUCGUUGGGUGAUACAAUUGGAGUUGGUACUCCCGGUACCAUGCGAAAAAUGUUGGAUGAAGUUGUGCGAGUUGUGCCUUCUGAAAAAUUAGCUGUACACUGCCACGAUACCUAUGGCCAGGCACUGGUUAACAUUUUCACAGCUCUAGAUUAUGGGAUAUCUGUGGUUGAUACCUCGGUGUCUGGUCUGGGUGGCUGUCCCUAUGCUCGCGGUGCCUCCGGCAACGCUGCCACUGAAGAUGUUGUAUAUAUGUUGCAUGGAAUGGGCGUACAGACCGGAGUUGAUUUAGAAAAAUUAAUUUCUGUUGGUCGAUUUAUAUGCCAAAAGCUGGGCCGAGUUUCCGAAUCUAAAGUUAACCGUGCUUGGAAGGGAUCUUCUAACUGA
Molecule: messenger RNA, 975 nt
Organism: Musca vetustissima
Lineage: Eukaryota; Metazoa; Arthropoda; Insecta; Diptera; Muscidae
Product: hydroxymethylglutaryl-CoA lyase, mitochondrial
Exons: 2
Coding region: 1-975 (324 amino acids)
Biological process (GO): L-leucine catabolic process; ketone body biosynthetic process
Molecular function (GO): hydroxymethylglutaryl-CoA lyase activity
Source: RefSeq, a predicted model, not a curated record